AUGCAGCUGGAACGGAGCGCGACUUUGAUCCCAUCCAUUAAUGCUGGAGUAUGGGAACAGGGCAUGUCAACGCGGGUCGUGCUGUUCAGAGACUGGGUCUGGAAGGAAGAGCGACCAUGGACUGUAUGCUUCGCCGGUGUGCAGAAGCUAGACGGCAAGGCUGGGCUGGACAUGAUGCAGAGCGCAGCGGCGUUUAGAAUUGAGGCGACGGGCGUGGUCGGCGUGCAGUACGACACUAGCCAACCAUCGGUGCUCCUAUCAACGACUGCACGGGCGAAACGCAAGUUGGCAGAGGCUGGCCUCGAGGUGCCCGAUAGCGACGAAGAUGACGAGGAGUACGGAUGGGCACAAGAAGACGAAUCGGCGCUUCCCGGCCCGCCGCCGCAAUGGCAAGGCAGUGAAGACAUUCUCUUAGGGACUCAAGCGGCCGAAAGCGAGGAUGACGGCAAUAGCGACGGAGACGGGCGCGAUGGGGAUGAGGCAGCGACUAGCGGCCGAGAUAACAAGGAUUUGGCCGAGUAG
Messenger RNA from Colletotrichum orchidophilum, 522 nucleotides. RefSeq lists its product as uncharacterized. The record is from RefSeq and is a predicted model, not a curated record. NCBI's taxonomy places the organism in Eukaryota, Fungi, Ascomycota, Sordariomycetes, Glomerellales, Glomerellaceae. The transcript has 2 exons. The coding region runs from base 1 to 522 and encodes 173 amino acids.